Messenger RNA from Diorhabda carinulata, 3480 nucleotides. RefSeq names its product zinc transporter ZIP13 homolog (gene Zip99C). The transcript has 5 exons. Gene Ontology annotation, molecular function: zinc ion transmembrane transporter activity. Gene Ontology annotation, biological process: intracellular zinc ion homeostasis; zinc ion transmembrane transport. Gene Ontology annotation, cellular component: membrane. The record is from RefSeq and is a predicted model, not a curated record. Bases 312 to 1265 code for a protein of 317 amino acids. Lineage: Eukaryota; Metazoa; Arthropoda; Insecta; Coleoptera; Chrysomelidae.
CUUACUGUGGUGGAAUAAAUGGGACAUACGUAUUCCUUCUCACCAGAUGAUCGCCGCGUGAGUGGAGGGGAUUUAUCCGUCAAAAACACGUUAGAGUUCUAGUUACUAUCCAAGAAUAUUUGUUAUGAACUAUCAAACGUGUCGUAUAAGAUGAGUGCUCGUUAAUGAGAGUUUCAUAAUAUUAUAAUAGACUAUAUCUCAUGCUCGGCUCAAUCUCAGUGUAGAUUAGUCGGCAUAAAAACAACAAUUCACAAGCACUAUCGGUGAGAUCGUGGGUGAUUAUAAAUUAAAUUUCUCGCUUUGUAAACAAAAUGACAUUGCUAGGAAACGCUUUCGUGUGUGCAACAGACAAUAAUAGCACAAAUUUUGAAGAUCCCUAUAAGGAUUUAGUGCCGGAUUGGAUUUGUGCUCUAGAAUAUGUUCCUUGGUGUUGGGCCAUAUUUGGUUCUCUCCUUGUUGGACUCAGUGGAGUUUUGCCGCUCCUUGUCAUUCCCAUUGACCAAUCCGACAAUUUGAAGCAAGGAGAUAGUGCGAAUAAAUUGAAAACACUGCUAAGUUUUGCUGUAGGCGGACUUCUGGGAGACGUAUUUCUUCAUUCCUUGCCUGAAAUUUGGGCUAAUGAUACAGUUACAAAAUUUGAUAAUGGACACCAUAUCUCAAACAGUGGACUGUUAAUUUUAACAGGGCUCAUAAUAUUUGUGGCUGCCGAAAAAUUAUUCUCUGUGAUAGAACAAGUAGAAAAUAGUGAAAUAAACACAGUAGAAAAUAAUAAUACCAAAGGUUUAAAACAGCCACUCGGACAAAAGAAAUCUGUUGCGGGUUACCUAAAUUUGGUGGCCAACACCAUGGACAACUUUACCCAUGGACUUUCGCUUGGAGGAGCCUUUUUGGUAUCUCUCAGGGUAGGACUACUCACAACUUUUGCCAUUUUAGUUCAUGAAAUACCACACGAAGUAGGCGACUUCGCAAUUUUGCUCAAAUCCGGUUUCACGCGGUGGCAUGCUGGUAUAUUCCAAAUGUUGACAGCUAGCGGAGGUCUCAUCGGUGCUAUGGCAGCCAUCAUGUUCAGCGGAGCGCGAACGGCAAUAGAAGCUAGAAGCUCAUGGAUUUUGCCCUUUACUGCAGGGACGUUUCUUCAUAUAGCAUUAGUGACUGUUCUCCCUGAUUUACUGAAAGAAGAAGAUCCCAAAGAGUCGUUUAAGCAGCUAAUGGCAUUAAUACUAGGGAUCGUUAUUAUGGCAUUCGUUACCAACGUUUUUGAAUGAACAUCGAAAAUAAAAAGUACUAUAGUUUAUUAGAAGAAAUGAUUGAUUAUUGUUUUAUAUUCAACAAAUUCACAGCUCCAAUCUGUUAUUCUAUAAUAAUAAACAAUAUUUAUUUUUUUAAUAAUAAUUAGCACUAAUCGUUUUAACUUUCAUCGUUUUUUCCAAUACUCUAUAGUUUGGCACAAUUGACAUCCUUGUACGAUGUGUUACAUCAAAAAUAAGAAUGUUUUUAACAGAAUUGUUUAAUGACACAAUAUUUUCUAAAAAAAAUCUAUCCAGACAACCGCCAUUUUCGGCACAAGAUAUAUUUUUUAAUUGAAAGAUUAAUGUUCAUAAUCGUUCAAGUUUGGUGAUAUAAAAUUGUAACACAUUUAAUUUGAUUAAUGCACAGUGGUUUCCAAAAUCCAAUGAAUUGUUGUCUCAGUUAGUAUGAAAACAAUAGAAUAUCGAAUCGAUGAUAUAUUAAUUGCCUCCUAGAUUUUUCAAAUUUUAUUACAUAUUCUCACAAAUCAUCGAAGAGUUAAAAAGUCUUCUCACAUAGUUGAAAACGUUGCAAAAAAAAUAUUUAAAGGAAAUUCACAAAUUACAUCACAAACAUUUCCUCUAUGUUCUUUGCGAUAUGUAUAGAAUUUGCUACUAAAGACUGGUGUAGAAUCUUGAACGUUACUCUUUGUUUGGUGGAUUUAAUGUAUGGUUGUCAUAUUUUCACACACUAAUGAUUUGUUUUCCAGAAACUCGCGUCAUUUUGAUCAAAGUUGAACGAAUCUGCACGACAAACUCGAUAUUUUUUUCAUUUGCACUUCAGAAGUACUAGAAAAUGCAUAAUUUUUUAAAACUAUUCAAUCAGUGGUAUUAUUCACAUGUUAUAUCUCCGAGAGAGGAGGUCUGGAGCUAAAAGCAUAUAUUUAUAAAGAGUUAUUCACGACAAAAUAAACACAGCUAAUGGUAAAAUUUAUUGUUCAUUUCAUUUGAAUUAUACAAGAACAUGUAUAAAAAACUUAAUGGAUGGGUUUUUCUGUUCAAGUGAUAUAUGUAUGUUAGGGUUCUAUGUACAAAAGAUCUAUUGUGUCCCCCUUUCUUACUGCGAUACUGGGAAACCCACUGAUUAUAGCUGUUCUAUUAAUCCCAUUCUUCUUAGAACCUUCAGUCAUGGUUUAGCUUUGUACCGUCUUCUCUAUGGUAACUUCUCAUCUAGGUUUUCACUUAAGGUUCUAUUUGCCACUCUUUUAUAUUUGACUUUCAACGAUUCAUAAAAAUUUGACUUGAAACCUCAAAUAAGUGAUUAUUUCAUAAUGCUAAACCCUCGUUUACAUUCUGAUGAACUACAAGGAAUAUAUUUUGUGCAGUUAAAUAACGGUAUAAGGUAUUCUCAAGAUGUCAAUAUAAUUUCCGAAGGAGACUGUAAUUUUUAUUUUGUUGAAUGUGAACCUUUUACAGAGUUUUUCGAUUCACCAAGCUGUGCCGAUGCUCUAGUUGGUCACUAAUCAGUUUUUAGAACUCUUAGAGUCCGACAAGAGCAAAUUAUGUUCUACAUUUUUGGGAGAAGUACUAUCCGCUAAUGCUGAUGUCAUUAGAAAGCAUUCUUCUACUUAUAUUGCUUAUCCAUUUUGUUUGUUUGUGAGAGAAACAUUGUUAAAAUGACCCUAUUUUUCGGCAACGUAAGCUGCAAGAGACUAUGUUUUUUUUGAGGAGUUGAAAAAAAUCUUCUGAUUAACGUUACAGCAGCUUCUCGCUUUUGUAAACAUUCUACAUAACGGCUAGAUUGUGUAGGAACUGAGAAUACUACAGAGAUUGUAUAGAUCUCUUUCUAUUGGAGCUCUGUAUUCGCAAACUUUGACUUUCUCAAGAUGGUUGUAAACAGCCAAGUAUUUAUAUCACCUAGAGCAAACAGUAAUUUUUUUAAGACAAAACAAUUUCAUUGGUGACAAGUGCUAUUACCUCUUUUUGUUAUUUUUCCUAUUGGAAAACACUGUUUAUUACACUUUUUAAAAACAUUUUAGAUGCAUCGUCAUUAACAAUCCCAUUUUGAUUUAUAGCUGUGUUAAUAAUGUGGCCAUAUAAAUUUUCCUCUAGUGAUAUCUAAUUUUAAAUAUGUAUAUACAUAUUUUAUCAGUAUUUUUAGGUAGAAUAGAGAUUAAUUUGAUAUUUGAAGAAUAAUUGUCUUCUUUAUAAAAAAAUGUAAAUUUUUUAAAAAAGUACAAUUAUAUUUUGUGAA